AGAGGAGCAGCGUCGCUUCCUUGCAGGAUUUAUUUGUUUGUUGAAAAAUUUCUCUUUUGUUUUCCGUUCAAGAGCAGCGCGCUUUCCGAAUGCCGAAGACUCGUUCGGACGACCCUCCUCCACUCGCCAGGCUUUGCAUGUGUUGCUUUUGUCCUGCAGGAGAGAAGGCAGGCUUUGUGUUUUGGUGGAUCUAGAGCUGAAGGAGGCAGUGCCAGGCGCUGCUGCUGCUGCUGUGGGCUGGACCGGCCACGGAUGGGAAGGUGUCAGACUGCACUUAAACAGAGUGUUGGAUCCGUGAGGACAGCCAUGUGGAGACCUGUUACAGCUCCAUUGGAAGACACUUCAAGUGAUCUGCCAGUUUGUUUCCUCUAAAACGUGGGCUGAAGUUGGAAGAUUGGAUACUUUCCAAUUUGUCAGGAUUCAACUUUGGAUUUCUCUGCUUGUGGAUAUAUGCAUUUAUCCUUCUGGAUUCUCAUGUGGGUAUCGCACUUCAAGCAAAGUCACAUAACAUCAGCCGAUUUGGGAAUUUGGAUAAUUGCGCAUCUCUUUCUGGAGCACAGUCGUUGAGUUUUCCAUUGCAGGUGUUUGUUGGGAAUCGAGUUCUGCAUUCACCUCUGAGAGCCGCCUUCUAGGAAGUGUUCGGUCGAGUGUGUCAUCUGGUGAAAUGGAUGGCCCGCGGUGCAGCGGGAUCCGGAAAAAGCGCAAGUCUCGGUCGGUGCGCAACCGGGAGCGCAUAUCUAACGGGAUCAGGAAUAACCAUGUCCGGGGCUCCGUGCUUCGCUUCUCCUCAGAUUCUGAGAAGGAAGACGGCAGCACCAACCCCUCCUCUUCCUCACGACCCAGGCCACCGAGGAGGAAGAGGAAGGAGUCUUCAUCUGCUGAAGAGGACAUCAUUGAUGGGUUCUCAAUUGCGGGAUUUAUGACGUUGGAAGCUCUUGAGAAGGACAUGACACUUAAGCCCCACGAGCGGAGGCAGAACCAGGCAGGACCGCUGCGCAAGAAGAAGCCUGGCCGAGUGCCCAACGGACUGAGCCUGGACCUACACAAGGACCGACUCAACCACAAUAACCACCAGCACUCGGACCAGGAGAACAACCCUCGGCUGGCCAGGACUCACAGCAAGAAGAAGAAGAAACACCUGCAGAAGAAACACCGACCCCUGAAGCCAGGCCAGAACAACUGUAAAGACAGCGAUAGCGAGAGCGUCAGCGGCGAAUCCAAACCCUCCAUCCGAAGCAGCUCCAGAGACAGACUGACGGACUGUGACAGCGAGAGUGACCAAGAAGACAAGGGCUCAGAUGCCAGCUCAGAGAAACUCUUCAGCACAGCUGCAGUUAAAGUUCCAGAUUUUAGUGUUGACACACUCUCCACCAAUGCCAGCCAGGAGCUGCGAGGCCUGGGCAUUCCCAAGGUGUCAGGCCUAGAGCGCAGUCAAGAGAAGAGCCAGGAGACUUCCCGUGAAAUCUCCUCGGCCACCCCCCCACUGGUGCCCACUUCCCAUCCUAAACCUCCCCUCCCUGCCCCUCUUCAUCUCCAGCCACCCCCAUCCAGCAGGGGGUUAGCCUUGCCCUCGAGGCCAGCCCAAACCCAGAACCCCUGCCCAGAGCGCACACUAAGGCCACUGUCACCCUCUACUGCUCUGCCUCAAACCCAGGGUCACGAGCUCUCUCAGGCACCCCCGCAUCAGUCUCAGCACCCACCUGAAUCUCCAUCUCACCCAAAGCCACCUCGAACCCCAAGUAUCUACCACCACCCCCCAUCACCAGCGCUACCAGCCCAGCAGAACCCUACGCAACCCGUGCAGCACAGGCCACCCUCACGCUGCCACCAGCGCCCGAUUUCAGCCUACAGUGGCAGCCUUACGCUCAACGGCCUGAGCAGUAGUCGAAGCAGCACUCCGGGGAAGCCUCCGGGCCCAUCUCCAGCCCCUCAUCUGCACCAUCACCAACCUGCCCCCACCGGGGCGUCAGCCUCAUUCCCCCUGCCCCUGUCAGCGAACCCUACAGCUUCACACACCUUCCCCCCCUCCCUGCCAUCCUCCACUCUUCCUCAUCACACCAAUAUGUUUGCGUCGCCUGCUGCUCUGCCUCCACCUCCUCCUCUCACCUCAAACACUCUGCCGGUCCCCGGACAUCCAGCUGGGAGUGCCUACUCAGAACAAGACAUUCUCCGGCAGGAAUUAAACACUCGUUUCCUGGCAUCUCAGAGUGCUGAUCGUGGGGCAUCACUGGGUCCCCCUCCAUACUUGCGGACUGAGUUCCACCAGCACCAGCACCAGCACCAGCAUCAGCACCAGCACACACACCAACACACACACCAGCACACCUUCACCCCUUUCCCCCACGCCAUCAUGCCCACGCCUGCACCGCCCAUGGUGCGUACCCCAGCCAGAAAUUUCGAAAAAUACCCCACUAAAGUCGACCCUUUCUACAGGCACAGCCUGUUCCACUCUUACCCCCCAGCGGUGUCUGGCAUUCCGCCCGUCAUCCCACCGACGGGGCCCUUCGGAUCUCUGCAGGGAGCGUUCCAGCCCAAGACCUCAAACCCUCUCGACGUGGCAGCCAGACCUGGAGCUGUCCCACACACACUUCUUCAGAAAGACCCCCGGCUGACAGAUCCGUUCCGGCCGGUUCUCAGGAAACCAGGAAAGUGGUGUGCUAUGCAUGUUCAUAUAGCCUGGCAAAUUUACCACCACCAACAGAAAGUCAAGCAGCAGAUGCAGGUUGACCCACACAAACUGGACUUUGGCCUCAAACCAGAAUUCCUAAGUCGACCUCCAGGCCCCACUCUUUUUGGAGCCAUACAUCACCCUCAUGACUUGGCACGACCUGCAUCGCUUUUCUCAGCAGCAGGGUCCACGCAUCCCACAGCUGCACCUUUUGGACACCCUCCACAUCAUCCUAGCAACUUUCUUACUCCAGCACCUCAUUUAGAGCCCUUCAGCAGACCCCCUUCAUUUGGAGGUCUGGCCUCAUUAAGCACUGCAGCCUUUGGUGGUCUGGGAAAUCCAGCACUCGCAUCCAACUCUGUGUUUGGCCACAAAGAUUCACCCAGCGCACAACAGCACUUCAGCGGCCCUCACGAGCCAUGGAACAGACUCCAUCGCACACCACCAUCCUUCCCCACUCCACCGCCCUGGCUCAAACCUGGAGAAUCAGAGCGCAGUGCUUCAGUCAGCUCACAUGAGAGAGAACGAGAGCGGGACAGAGAGAGAGAGCGGGACCUGGACAAGAGGGACUCAUCAGUCAACAAGGACGACAAAGAACGGGAAUCUGUGGAGAAGAGGCACCAAAGUCACCAAUCCCCACUUCCUGUUAAUCCUCUCACUCUGCUGGGUCACACUCGGCCAUCUGAGCCAUCCCGAAACCACAUCACUUCCAGCGAGCCUAGGGACAAAGACAAGGACAAACCCAAAGAUCGGGAGAGAGAUCGAGAGCACUCAGACUGGAAAGACUCUAACACAGACGAACACAAGCUGAAGGAGAAUCAUCACAGUGACAAAGACACUCCUGUCAUCCAUGAUGGCCGCGUUUCUGAAGACAAACCAGCCAAUCGGAUUACAGCGUCACCCUACAUGCGGCCUGGCGGCAUGGACCGGGUGAACGGCGGCCUGACUCGAGACAUUCUGGAGAAAAAGGCUGAAAUCACUUAUGAGAAGAAAAGCAGUGAGGUAAAGGUAAAAGAAGAACGCAAAGAGGAACAGGAUGGUCCCACGGAGAGAUCGCCAGAGCAAAGAUCUACACCGCAAGCACCACCUCCUCCUCCUCCCCAUCCUCAUCCUCCUGCUGCUCUACACCCUCCUUCUUCAAUGCCAGUGCCCAUGGGCAUGGCCAGCAUGCACCCCAUAAACAGUAUCAGUAGUUUGGAGAGGACUCGUAUGGUGGCGCCCUUCAUGGGCAUCAGCCCCAUUCCAGGGGCAGAGAGGUUUCCCUAUCCUGCGUUUCACUGGGAUCCCAUGAGGGACCCUUACCGAGGACUGGACAUCCACCGGAGGGAUCCAUUAACUCGGGAACUUCUCCUACGGAAUGACCCUCUGCACCGGUUAGCAGCGCCUCGACUGUACGAAGCAGAGCGUUCAUACCGGGACCGCGAGCCUCAUGACUUUAACCGAGACCACCCUCACGGACUAAUCCUAGAACAGCGGCGGGAACAAGAGCGAGCGCACUUAGAGGAGAGGGAGCGCCUGCACCUGCUCCGAGAGGACUAUGAGCAGGGCCGUCUGCACCCCAUGCAUCACCCUGUUCUAGAUGGACAUCUCCCGCACCCCGGCCUCAUGGCCCCCGGACUUCCCAGCAUGCACUACCCUCGUGUAAGUCCUUCCUCUGCUGUGGCCGCCGCAGCCCAGAACGGCAUCCUCAACAAAACCCCUCCCACCGCAUCACUCAGUGCUCCGCCCCCUCUAAUCCCGACCCUGGGUGCACGCUCCUCGUCCCCCAGACGGACUACACCACUCGGGCCUGACAUCAGAGACAGACCCCCUUCACACACACACAAAGACAUCGAGGCCCGAUGAAACCUCAGAAGCGAGCACUUGAGGCUGUAUCAUAUCUGUGUAUAGACUGUGCGUUGGUUUCUGUGUUGCGUUUGCUUUUUGUACAAAAGACUGGGAUUUUACACGCUCUCUUAACCCUGUCUGCUCCUCCAUUGGUGUGUAUUCUUAAACAUGUACAGGACACUGAGCAAGUGGACAAGUGUAGAUCUCAAACACGGUCAAGGGGAUGUUUUUUGGAAUGUACAGGUACCUCAAUACAUUGUAGAUAUGUGCAAAGUUGGUGUGUUUCUCUGAUUGAGGAAAAAAAUGUAAGGUACAAAUAUGCAAAUGGGUGUUAUGAAAGCUUUACUUUGAAAUGCUGUACAUAAUGGGCAGUGAUCAAGAGGAGCGCAAGUGCACAGGCUCUGGUUUUAGUUUAAUGCUGCAUAUGAAUGGUUUAGUUCGAGAGACCACAUCCCUUCUUUCAACUAUGCAACUCAUGCGUGGGCUUUCUCUAUCAGUUUCUCUCUCUCUCCUAGAGGACUAGCGGUGGCAACUGGACCCCCUCAUUCUCCUGUCGCAGCAACACUACAUGCUUACCCAUCAGGCAGAUUCUCCCUAGAUAAGAGAGUUUGACUCAAUCAGACUCCUCAACUCUUGAUCUUCGAGCUAUACAAAUCUGUGUUGACAAUCCUUACAAAUCCACCAAUGUAUCAAGAACUUAAAAGCGAAAUCUUUAAAUGAAUGAAAUACCUCCAAGUCAAAUGUAUGGCAAUUUGAAAAAGAUGACAAACGUGACACCACAUCCCAUCGUGACUUAAAGACGGUGUGGAGUUUGAUGAUUCCCUCUUGGUCUAUCUGUAUUAAAGUGUUCUGUAUCUACACGAUGAUCAAGCCAGUCGUACGCUAUGGACAGUUUGUUUUUAAUGAGCAGAGAUCUAUUUUAGUAGUCCAUGGGAGGGAUAGUUGUGCGCUUUUAAACUCUGUGAAAUUCAGAUGUUGUGCAGUGUUUUUCUCUUCUUUUUUUCCUUUAAUUUCUCUCCUUGUUUUUGUUUUCUUCAAAUCGAACAUUAAAAUGUCCACUGAAGCAGUAGUGGGUAGUCAAUACGUAUUGCAAAGAGAUUGUAAGAAACUUUUUUGCUGUUUAUCAUGUACGUAAAUAAAAAAUGAAGUCCUUUCUAGAUCAUGUACAAAAAAAGGGUGAGGCGACAGCAUGCUCCUCAGUUAAACUUGUGUUAUGUAAAUUGUGCCAUGUUAUUAAAAAAUGUGAACUAA
Messenger RNA from Danio aesculapii, 5746 nucleotides. RefSeq names its product activator of transcription and developmental regulator AUTS2 a (gene auts2a). The record is from RefSeq and is a predicted model, not a curated record. The coding region runs from base 665 to 4513 and encodes 1282 amino acids. Lineage: Eukaryota; Metazoa; Chordata; Actinopteri; Cypriniformes; Danionidae. The transcript is spliced from 19 exons.